Messenger RNA from Danio rerio (zebrafish), 3540 nucleotides. NCBI's taxonomy places the organism in Eukaryota, Metazoa, Chordata, Actinopteri, Cypriniformes, Danionidae. The record is from RefSeq and is a predicted model, not a curated record.
UGUUGCGCGCGCGGUUCAGUCAGGGAAUCGAGAGCGCCAGACGCGCACCAGUAACCGCUCAUGGCGUGUUCUUCUGUUUCACUCGUUAUCGAGAAAAUACAACGGCAUCGAUUCUGUUGGUGAGGGCUUCGCUUAAUCUCCCCUGGACAUCAGAUGCUUCUGACACAUGACAGCAGCGUAGAUCAUCUGAAGGGUUUUGCCUUGUGCCAUUACGCGCAUGUUUUCUGUAGCCUAACUUUUUCAGAGUCCCACCGAUCCAUGUCGAGCGCGUUUAUUACUUGGAGUUAACUCAUUUUCCCGCCGAAGAGCACAUCGCACUGAUCCUGAUGGAUAUUUAUUCAUCUAAAUUAUCAUCCGCUGUGGAUUACGGCAUCGGUGCGUUCCUGCUGCUCAUUGAGGAGAAAAUCAGCAAAAGGAACGCAAAGAUUUUAGUGGCAACCACAUGGCUGUACGCUCUGCUCUGGGCUAUUUUCCCACUGAUCGGCUGGGGGAAAUACGGCCCGGAGCCCUUCGGCCUGUCCUGCACUCUGGACUGGAGAGACAUGAAAGAGCACAGCCAGUCUUUCGUCAUCACAAUCUUCCUCAUGAACCUCAUCCUGCCUGCCAUCAUCAUAGUGUCCUGCUACUGCGGCAUCGCUCUGAGACUCUACGUCACUUAUAAAAGCAUGGACGACAGCAACCACGUCCCCAACAUGAUCAAGAUGCAGCGGCGGCUCAUGGUGAUCGCCGUGUUGAUCAGCAUUGGGUUUGUUGGAUGCUGGGCACCAUACGGCAUCGUCAGCCUGUGGUCCAUCUACCGGCCCGGGGAUUCAAUCCCUGCUGAGGUCAGCAUGCUACCUUGUCUGUUCGCCAAGACGUCUACGGUGUACAACCCAUUCAUCUAUUACAUCUUCAGCAAGACCUUUAAACGAGAAGUCAACCAGUUGAGCCGCUUCUGUGGAAGAUCCAACAUCUGCCGUCCAACCGAUGCCAAAAACAGGCCAGAAAAUACCAUUUACCUUGUGUGCGAUGUGAACAAGUCCAAACCUGGAGUGGAGGAUCUGUCGUUAGCAAGGAGUAAAGAGAAUGAGACUCAAAUGUUGCCAAAUCAAGACUUGCAUGAGUGAAUCUGUACAGAACAAUAUUUGGCAGGAGCUCUAGUUAUUUUUUUACCUGGUUUAAGGUACUAGGAGUGAUCCGUGGACUCUUGAAUGAACUCGUACAUAAGCUGCAAUAUCGAUCCAUAUCAUCACAUUAUAUGGCAUAAAGCAUUGCUGUGUUCACUGUAUUUAGUAAGGAGUUCAGUUCUUAUGUGACAGCUUUAGAAAACGGGCAUUUCGCUGAGCCAUCAUAUCACAUUUAAUAUGUUUCAGCAUGCUAAGUACAGUCAAAUACAUUUAGAAAUACUUCAAAUGAACGUUUUUUUACUCACCUGUUCCAAACCUGUAUGACUUUCUGCUGUGGAAGACAAAAGGAGGCGUUAUCCAUUGGUUUAAGCUUAUGUUUUAAACUGUACAAAGUGCAUUCUGUUUGAUACUGCACUUUAAAUGUGCCACCAUAUGUAAAACUGAAUAUAUGCAGGCAUAGCUGAAUUAUAAGAGUUCAGUACAUGGAAAUAAGUCUCAAACACCAUUGUUUACAUGUUGUCAUGUAAAUCUUGUGAGUGUAAAAUCUUAGUGAAAAACAGGCCAAUCAGAAGAAAACAUAUUUAAAAUGCACACCCCAGAACGUUUAAUUGGCUAAAAUGUUUCCUAGUGAAAUUACAACAAUUGUAUUCUUCCUAGGGCUGGGAGAUCUGGCAAAAUUGCAAUCAAUCUCUUUUAUUAUCUUUUAUAUUAAACGAUUACGUUUAAUAUAAAAAAAUUCUCGGAUGAUAAAUUUUCGUUGGCCAAAAAUGCGAUACAUAUAUAACAUCAACACAGUUUUAGAUUCCCAUUGUUGCACAUUUCUGCUGUGCGUUUGGAUCAAUACAGAGUAAAAGUCCAGAGCAUAUCAUUGUUAUUGACAUAAACUUUAUUGCAAUUCGAUAUAAUAUGGUUUAUCGGCCCAGCCCUAUAUGUGGAGGUCUUAUUUCAAAAGUAGGAAAGAGAUUGGCUCUGGGGUAAGUCAACUGUAUCUGUUUAUAGUUGGUCAAAACACAAAACUUGGGAAAGACUAAUUAUAAGUUUAUUCAGCGCCCCCGAAGAGGCAUAAUAUCUGUUUAACAGUAUCUUUUGUUGGUUUAAUGUGUAUGUUGUGAAAUGAAGUGUGUAUGUUUGUAAUGAGGCAACAAAAACAUGUACUGUAUACUGUUGAAUAGCUGUUCAAUGCACGUUUAUGCAUAGUGUCAUAUCACUCAGCUCUUACUGGCAUUUUUCUAGAGUGAACUCUACAAAAUACAACACUAAAUGAAUCUCUGUCCAUCCCUUUUAUAUUUAUAUUUCAUCCACAGAUUAUACUGUAACUCGGGAGCAUGCAGCUUUCCUGUCAAAUAAUGAUUUUUCCUUACAUUUUGAUGGCGCUUUUCUGGACACUCAAAUCACUUUACACAUUGGGAGGAAUCUCAUCCACCACCAGUGUGCAGCAUCCAACUGGAUGACACAAAGGCAGCCUUAUUGCACCAGACCACCACACCCGAAUGGUGGAGAGAAGACAGAGUGAUGAAGCCAAUUGUGACAUGGGAAUGGUUAGGAGGCAAUGAUGGAUAGAGGGCACAUUUGGCUAGGAUGCCGGGGUUAAACCCCCAUUUUUUUUUUUUGAAAGACAUCCUGGGAUUUUUAACAACCACAGAGAGUCAGGACCUCGGUUUAACGUAUCAUCUGAAAGACGGUGCUCACUGAGCAGUAUAGAGUCCCCUUCAUUAUACUGGGGCGUUGGAACAAAUAACACCCCACCAUUUGAGAACCCCCUGCUGGCUUCACUAACACCUCUUCCAGCAGCAACCUGGCAUUCCCAUGUGAUCUACCAUCCAGGUACUGGCCGGGCGCACACCUAGCUUAGCUUUAGUGGGCGACAAUUUAAGAGUUGCAGAGAGCUAGUUGGCGGCAUACUGUAAAAUCUUUACUAUACUAACUGCAAACCAUAAAAAUGGCCAAAAAAUGCUAAAUUUCUGUCAUAUAUGGAUAAACCUACCGUAACCAAUUGGUAAAAGUAGUGCAUAUUUGACAUAAGACUGGGUUAAAACAAGCCAGCAUUUUCAGAGUGUGCCAAACCCCAUAAAAAACAGACCGUAAAUUAAGUUAUAUUACGUUGUUAUGUCAGGAAGAUGUUGUGGUUUUCAAAAUUGUUUGCCACAUGACAUAACCAAUCAGUCAAUGGCAUCAGGGUCAAUUAUUUUUUCAGUAACCCCCUUUGUGAGCUUUUAGGCCCUGUUUAUACCUGGUUUUAUAGUUUACCAAAGAACCAUAAUUUAUUAUUAUGUCAAUAUUUACUCAUCCUCCACUAGUUCCUUUUUUUCUGUUGAACACAAAGAAAGAUAUACUGAAGACUACAGAAAAGCAGCAGCCAAUGACUGCCUUUGUAUAUUUCUUCCUACUACACUACCUGACAAAAGUCUUGUCGUCUAUCCAAGUUUUAGGAACA